This is a messenger RNA of Phytophthora sojae, 1149 nucleotides long. RefSeq lists its product as hypothetical. The record is from RefSeq and is a predicted model, not a curated record. The annotation marks the transcript as partial. Lineage: Eukaryota; Oomycota; Peronosporomycetes; Peronosporales; Peronosporaceae. The transcript has a single exon.
AUUGACGACGAGUCCAGUAUGUGGCAGGUGGAGGCUGACCUGCACACCCCUGGGUUUCUCGACAAAGCCCGGCAUUUGCUUAUCUUAUGGCAGUUUCAGCAACGUAUAUCCCUCGAGGAUGUCGGGUUUAGAGGUGGUGGUGUCGAGAGCUGCGUACGUUCACACUGGUUGGAGCUGGUUGCUGCUCUUCGAACAUCACCGCCGAGGAUCAGCACGGAAGUUAUCAUGGAAUCAUUUCUUAUCGAUAUCUUCGAACAAACGUCCAUUUGGAGGUCGUCUGGAGAAAGGAGUGACGUAUUGAACCGUGAGAAGACUGCAGUUCAAGUAGCAGCUAAGCUGUUCCUCCGCGGGUUGUUUUCUGGUCGUGUUAAGGACCUCUUCCGCUCUGCAAUUCAGGUAGAAGCGACAACGGCGAGCACAAGGCAGCUGCACGACUGUUUUGUAUCGCUCGUGUUGGAACUCUACAACUAUAUAUGCUGUGUGCUCGAAGGGAUGACAGUGGGUAGUAAUGGAGCUGAGCCCGAGCGCAGCGAUGCGUCCUUAAUGGCACUGCUGGACGACAUCCUGUCUCUCGUCUAUGGUUGCGCACGUUUCGGAGAGCUUCGAAGGAGGAUUUCAGCUCUGCUAAUGGACACGAGCACUCCGGCAUCACUGACAGCUACGUUGAAUCGAGUGUUUCAAGAAUUCACAGGUCACGUGUAUAGGGCCACGACAGCAAGCGCAGUAUCAACAAUUAGGAGUCACCAACUCGCGACCAGACGCAAACACAACACUGUGCAGAGUUCUUGGAGUCGUCGGUGGCUCCUGGAGCCAGGCUCAGUGGAAAUUGUUGAUCUUCGGACAAACAAUCACGACGAUCACGUUGCCCUACGGCUGGUCGACGUUGCUCAAGUUCUCUGCGAGUUUGGCUGCGUCGAUGUGGCGGCUGACGCGGAGAUGUUCUCCGUGCUCCUACACACUGGGGUGUUGUUCUCCGAGAACGAGUCAGCUAUGUGCACGGAGAUAAUCCUUGACGGACAGCGCCACAUCAACUGCGGACAAUCAAGCGCUCUUCUUUCCAUACUUGCCGGGAGACGGUGUGCCGGUGAAUACGCUGGCUCGUUAUCGGACGACGGGCGGUCGCUACACUUGGAUUACUUCUACCAAGAA